ACUCCAAUAGGCAGAGCCCCAGGACCUGCCCCCGUCUGGCUCAAGGGCUGAAAAGAGCGUUGAUGCCGGCGGCCGCUAUGAGUCCUAGGAGGCGCUGGCUCCUCUACGGCGCGGAGGAGCGGCUACUGCUGCUGGUGCCUCUUUGCAGAUGUAUUGCUGUCCUUGAAUAUUAGCCCAUUUGAAAACGCCUGGGAAGUUCAGCCAUCAGUAUGUCCAAGUACAAACUUAUUAUGUUAAGACAUGGAGAGGGUGCUUGGAAUAAGGAAAACCGUUUUUGUAGCUGGGUGGAUCAGAAACUCAACAGUGACGGACUGGAGGAAGCUCGAAACUGUGGGAAGCAACUCAAAGCACUAAACUUUGAGUUUGAUCUUGUGUUCACAUCCGUCCUUAAUCGGUCCAUUCACACAGCCUGGCUGAUCCUGGAAGAGCUGGGGCAGGAAUGGGUUCCCGUGGAAAGCUCCUGGCGUCUAAAUGAGCGUCACUAUGGGGCCUUGAUUGGUCUCAACAGGGAGCAAAUGGCCUUGAAUCAUGGUGAAGAACAAGUGAGGCUCUGGAGAAGAAGCUACAAUAUAACCCCGCCACCCAUUGAGGAGUCUCAUCCUUACUACCAUGAAAUCUACAAUGACCGGAGGUAUAAAGUAUGUGAUGUGCCCUUGGAUCAACUGCCACGGUGUGAAAGCUUAAAGGAUGUUCUGGAGAGACUCCUUCCCUACUGGAAUGAACGGAUUGCUCCUGAAGUAUUACGUGGCAAAACCAUUCUGAUAUCUGCUCAUGGAAAUAGCAGUAGGGCACUCCUGAAACACCUGGAAGGUAUCUCAGACGAAGACAUCAUCAACAUUACUCUUCCUACUGGAGUCCCCAUUCUUCUGGAAUUGGACGAAAACCUGCGUGCUGUUGGGCCUCAUCAGUUCCUGGGUGACCAAGAGGCGAUCCAAGCAGCCAUUAAGAAAGUAGAAGAUCAAGGAAAAGUGAAAAAAGCUAAAAAAUAGUCUUUCCUAACUGUUGGCUAAGAAGAAAUACAAAAGAAAUGGCAUGCAGUGUGUUAUGGGUGCUGAACUCUCUCUUUCCCUGAUUUUCCAGAGCUAGGCUGUGGAGUAGAGUUUGUAUAGGUAACUUAUUUUGGCCCAGAUAAGGCUUUAGGAUGCCUGAGUGCUUAUGUCAUAAGCCUAUGAGUUAGCUUUCCUGCUAGCCCCCUAGGUAGUCACCAAACUAGUAACUAGUGGGGUUUAAUGAAGGUCAUAAGUUUCUGAGAUGGGAGAGUAACAAGUACAGAUGAUAAAGUUAAAGGUAUUUAUCUUUGAAGAAAUCAUUAUUGAGUCACCAUUGACAGGCACUAUUCCAAUCAGUAGUUUACUUUUAUAUUUAAUAAGUUUUUCUGGGAUGAUAGUAAGGAAUAUUAGAUAAUAUACCAUAUGUAUUUAUUACUAGUCUUUUAUUAUAGGAAAAGACUGAUAAUGAGGGCCAGAGGCCCAUCGAAUGAGAAAAUCACAGAUAUAUUUCUCCAAGAAAGCCAGCAACCACCACCACCAUGACAGAAAUGACAACAAAGCUCUUUAACUUGUCUUCUAGUUUAGAGACAUCCUUCAUUUGACAUUUAGUAGAAUUCCUCUUUGGUCGUAAGAAUAAGCAGCAAGCUGGGUGCGGUUGGCUUACGCCUGUAAUCCCCACACUUUGGGAGGCUGAGGUGGGUGGAUCAUGAAGUCAGAAGA
Messenger RNA from Cebus imitator (Panamanian white-faced capuchin), 1709 nucleotides. RefSeq names its product bisphosphoglycerate mutase (gene BPGM). The transcript is spliced from 3 exons. Gene Ontology annotation, biological process: glycolytic process. Gene Ontology annotation, molecular function: intramolecular phosphotransferase activity. Lineage: Eukaryota; Metazoa; Chordata; Mammalia; Primates; Cebidae. The record is from RefSeq and is a predicted model, not a curated record. The coding region runs from base 210 to 989 and encodes 259 amino acids.